AUGGAAUUUGAUUACAAUAACAGCUACCACUCCAGUAUAGAAAUGGCUCCUUUUGAAGCUUUAUAUGGUCGAAAGUGCAGAACACCAGUUUGUUGGGAUGAAGCUGGAGAUAAAGUUUUUCUUAAAUUAUCUCCUUGGAAAGGGGUAUUGAGAUUUGUAGCAUAUCGAUUAGAUUUGCCAACUGAAUUAUCUCGAAUCCAUGAUGUUUUCCAUGUCUCUAUGCUUCGCAAGUACAUUGUAGAUCUUUCUCAUAUUCUAGAGUCUCAUCCAGUCCACUUGAAGGAGAAUUUAACUUAUAUAGAGGAGCCAGUGAAAAUUUUAAACAAAAAGGUGCAAAUUCAGCUGAACAAGACGGUCUCACUUGUUAAGGUACUUUGGCAGAAUCAGACAGUAGGUGAGGCUACAUGGGAGCAUGAGGAUCAGAUGCGUGUUCAAUAUCCUCAUCUAUUCGUUAUCUAA
Molecule: messenger RNA, 459 nt
Organism: Olea europaea var. sylvestris
Lineage: Eukaryota; Viridiplantae; Streptophyta; Magnoliopsida; Lamiales; Oleaceae
Exons: 3
Coding region: 1-459 (152 amino acids)
Molecular function (GO): nucleic acid binding
Source: RefSeq, a predicted model, not a curated record